Messenger RNA from Frieseomelitta varia, 4055 nucleotides. RefSeq lists its product as uncharacterized. Lineage: Eukaryota; Metazoa; Arthropoda; Insecta; Hymenoptera; Apidae. The transcript is spliced from 3 exons. Bases 225 to 2204 code for a protein of 659 amino acids. The record is from RefSeq and is a predicted model, not a curated record.
GUAUGUAUGUAUAGAAAGCUGAUUUAUAGUGAUGUUUAACUGACGUUCGUGGGAAUAAUUUUUGUUGAUAAUUGUUCAUAAUAGUAGUUGCUACGUUAUUUUAUACGAAUAAUUUUAAUUAAUAACGAUAUUCCUUUUGAUGUAAUAAUUAAAUGUGUAUCUACAACAACCCUUAGUUUUAUUUCAGAACAUAAAUAAAAGUUUCAUCAUUCUGAAGAAUCAACAUGGCUUGUCCGUCUGAUGAAAAAGAGGAGAAAAUCAAGCUUGCCAAAGAGUAUCAGCAACAUUAUUAUGAACUUCUUCCUGAUUGGUUUCAAUAUGAGUCUGAUGAUUGUGAAAUUAUAAGACAUAAGAUUGGAUAUGCCAUGUUUGGUAUUCCUGAAAUUGUUGAUGAUACAGAAACACCAACAACCUCUGAGAAUGAUACGUCGGUCAAUAACAACCAAAAUAAUAUAUGCAAUAAGAUAGUGUACGAUAAAACAAUGUGCAAGGUCAUAGAUACAAUAUAUCAACAGAUAAUGAAGUUUGGAAAAGAUAACACGAACAAUAUCAUUUACCUUGGAAUUAUAUUUAACGUUGUAAUUUUACAUGCAGCACCAAAGCAGUCGAAUAAGAAGGAUGACAAAUCUAAUGAUGACAAAUCUAACGAUGACAAAUCUAAUAAUAUGUGUAUAGUACCAAUAUUUAAGUUAAAGACUGUGACGCUGGGUAUAUCUUAUAUUGACAAUGAAGGCAGACUAUAUAAAACUUGGAAAGAUUACAUUACAAACAACAGAUUGCCCCAGUGUACUAUGAUUUUGCCAAAGGCGGGUUUGUAUCAGUAUAAUCCAAACUAUAAAGUCACAGAAUAUGUUUCAACGGUAUGGGUUGAGGUACUAGACUCACCUGCUUGUAAUGUGAAAAAUAAAGUCUUUAAAGGCAUUGAUAUUGCUGCGAAUACAAUAACUGUAGCUACAACUGUAGGGCUUGGAACUGCUAACUUACUGACACCUAUUGCACCAGUUGUUUUUGCCGCCGGUUUCAUUUAUGGCGGUUUAUGCGGCACAUGGAUCAUUGCCAGAAAUUCCCAAAAAUUAGUGGACCUUGCUAAGCAUAAACAAUCCAUCAGCCCUAUAAAUAAAAAUGCAUUUCCUGCUUGGCUUGAAAUAGGUAGUACAGCCUUGUCGUUGGGAGCAAAUGGUGGAACUAUGAUUAUGUCUCAAGCUCUUACCAGAGGCAGCACCGUUGGUGUUGUAGCCAAAACAGCUUACAAUUCCAUGAUAUUGGGCAACUUGACAUUGAACAGCGUCGGUAUAAUUUAUCAGGGAUAUUGUUUAAUCGACAAAUAUCGUACAGAAAGGGAUGUUGAUUUCCUGGAUAUAGUUAUCUUCGCCUCGCAUGUUUUAUUCUUCGGUAAUGCGUUGUUAAAUGCCAAAUUGGCUGGCGAGCUCAUAGAAACAUCCAACGGCAGCAUCCUUGAGAAGUUCAAGGGCGCUUUGAAGGUUGAUCGUCUGAAGGAGCAGUUCAAUAAAAUGAGCGCAUACGUGGGCAAUACGCAAAAUAGAUCCGAGGGCAUUGUCUGUAAAAUAAAGCAAUUUGCCAACAGGCAGGACUUCUUAAACGGUUUGAGUCAAUUAUCUUGGAGAGAGAAUUUGCCAAGUGUCAAGUACCAAGACAACUAUAUUAUUAUAAAUAACAGAAUAUUCAUAGACCCUGUUGAGUUCACAGGAAGUUUACUGACAGUUGGCACAGUCGCGUUUAAUUUGAUAAACUCGCCGAUGGUCGCUACAGAGAGGAACGACGUGAUGAUCAAGUUGAAAGGUUUACUUAGACGGUUGUUGAAAGAUUAUUACGUCGACUCAGCGAACGAGGAGAUACCAGACGUCAAAUACUUCGACGACAUACUACGAGAAAUGAAAUACUUCAAGAACGCGCUGGAUGUUCUGACCAAAUGUUUCAGAAUUACUAUGAUCAUAGUGGAACAUUGCAACGAACCGAAGCAGUUUCUUUGCGACGCUGUUUAUUUCACGUGGACGUACUGCAAGGCGAAUUUGAAGAAGUACAACAUAAGUCUCAGUUCCUCGCCCAGAAACAACGUAUUCGAUGCAUUAACGAACAUCGUUACGUUUUUACACGAAUGCAUCGAGCUGAUUGGCAACGAUUUGUUCUCGGCUUUCUACGCUUAUAUGUUGAACACGAAACUAAGUACAAACUGUCUUCCAUAAAAUAAUUCUCUUCUGUUUUGUGCCUGUUUGUCACAGGCAUUCAAGUGCCUUAUUUCGAUCAAACCACUAUUUUUCUAGUGUUAAGUGCGAAACAGAUGAUUCGAAUAAGUAUUACGCGUUAAUUUAUUUUUAAUAGAUUCGUGUCACGUAUCGCACAAAAUUAAUUAUUUAAGUAUCGGUAUUUUUCUAGCGUGAAACGAGAGGGAUAAAUCUGUUUAGAAUAGUAAUUGCACGUUGAUAUUUGAUAUAUUCAACAUGUCAAUCUAAAAUAAUGAACAAAUAAAUGAUGCUUUAUAGAUUUGUGUCACGUGUCGCUCAAUGCUUGUUAUUUAAGUAUCAGUGUUUUCUUAGCGUUAAACGAGAGGGAUGAAUCUGUUUAGAAUAGGAAUUGUACGUUGAUAUUUGAUAUAUUCAACAUGUCAAUCUAAAAUAAUGAACAAAUAAAUGAUGCUUUAUAGAUUUGUGUCACGUGUCGCUCAAUGCUUGUUAUUUAAGUAUCAGUAUUUUUCUAGCGUGAAACGAGAGGGAUAAAUCUGUUUAGAAUAGGAAUUGCACGUUGAUAUUUGAUAUAUUCAACAUGUCAAUCUAAAAUACUGAACAAAUAAAUGAUGCUUUAUAGAUUUGUGUCACGUGUCGCUCAAUGCUAAUGUUAUUUAAGUAUCAGUGUUUUUCUAGCGUGAAACGAGAGGGAUAAAUCUGUUUGGAAUAGACAUUUGCACGUUGAUAUUCGAUACAUUCGACACUCAGUUUGGUAUAAUGAACGAAUAAAAUGGCAGAACGAGGAGGAAUAGUUGCAUAUUGCGCAGAAUUGAAGGCAUUUGUUUAUUUCGUUUCUUUCAAAUGUUUGAAUAUAAUUCACACAAAUAUAUACAGACGAUACUGAGCACAUUUACAACUUUUGUUUCACCUGAUCAUUGGUCGCGGUUGUUUAUCGUUUAAGAGACAUUCAUCAAGCAAAUGUUACAAUUGUCGCCGAUUGAACAAGCGAUUAUCGUAUUCGGACGCGCGUCGCAAUAAAUUAAAGAAAAAUAAGGGGAGAAACUAUGAAUUAUAAUUUAUAAUUCGAAUAAAUUACUUAGGUGUACAGACAGACGAUUGAAACAGAUCACGAUCCAGGCAGUAUUGAUCCAUCGUUUAUCGGCCGUUAAACGAUGAUAAUACCGAUCUUUGCGGGCGUGAGAUCCCUCCGAUAUAUAUAUAUAUAUAUAUAUAUAUAACUUAACACCGAGCAUAAAUACACACAACGAGAACUCCCGCUACUGGAAUAAAUAUCAAUUGUUGAAAAUCUCUAUCUACAAAAUAGAUACGUCGUCCACCGUUACGCAAGCGUAAUAAUUAAGAUUAAUAAAAAUCUCGACGUGCGAUUCGACUCGAUCCGGAGGUUCCUUCACGACGAUUUCCUGUUAAUCAUUAUAAAUCAACGUUAUAACAAUUAACAUCGCAUGACAGACGACACUGUUGUAAAUACAUCGUUGACUAUAUUCGGCACAUGCACGCGUGUCUCCUUCUUUUUUUUUCUUUUUUUUUUUUUUCUUAACAGUUAUACAGUUAAUUACAUCGUAACACGUACUUUUUUUUUUUUCUUUUUUCUUUUUAAACGACGAUCACCGCUCGAACCCGGGCGUGUUUCUAUAAAUAAUAAUAAUAAUCAUUCGAACUCGCUUCAUUUAGUCAUUAAGUCGCGAAUCGUCGUUCGCCUAAUGUGCGUUGGAGGAAACGGAAAAAGUGAAAAGAAGAAGUGAAAAAUAUUUCAUCUCGCGUGUAUAUUUGCACCGUUGCUCCCCUCUCGACUUCGUGUCGUUGUGUGUUUAUGUACAAGUGUGUAUCACGAUAACGAAAGUGCAGAAGAGA